UCCUGACAGUCUGGCCAUAAACUGGAGCAAUAGAUUUCCUCUCAUCACAGAAGUUCUGAUGAAGAUUCAGGGUCACCAAUAUAGGUCCAUUUUGAAACCAUCCACUAGAGCCAUGGUGUGCCUUACAUCAGGAUCCUGCUGACAUGGAUUUCUAGGCCAAUUUAUCCAAUGUAUACAGAACUGAUUUCAAAGAAAGGAAACAAAGAUGCCUAAGAAAAAUGCAGCAAAAAACACUGAGCCCAAGAAGGCACAGUCUAAAAAGAAGCAAGUCCCAAUAGAAACCUCAUCCGAGAAUGAGGUUGACGAAGUAACCCAAGAAUUUGGCUCAAGAUGGGCUCCAAGUCCAAGUGGGAGAGCAUUUAUCAUGUUUAUUUUUCCAUAAUUUAUCAAGAUUUUAAUUUAUACUUCCAGUUGGAUAAUGGCUAGUGAAGCAUGCAGGACGAAUUUUGACCGUGUUGUGCCACUCGUUUUUUUAAUUUGUUAUAUUUUUAGGAUUUUAUUAAACUUAAAUUAUUUUAUUUUUAAUUUCUAGAAACAAACUAUGCCUCAGAAAAAAUGGACCAAAAACCAAUGAAAACAAGAAGUCAAAAUCAAAAAAGGUGAAUUUUAACUUUUUUGACAAUUUUGACUGCCAAUGAUUUCUUUAUUUCUUUUUUUUUUUUUUUUUUUUUUUGCAGAAGCAUGUCCCUGUUGAAUCCUCUUCAGAGGAGGUGGAGGAUACUAUUUCUGAAAAGACGGUGUCUGAAGUUGGAUCUAGAUGUUCAAGAAGCCCAAGUAAGAUUAUUAUAUAAGUCAGCAUGACUUGGAAACAGAGAAGGAGAGUGUCCCGCAUGUGUUGGCCCCCCAGGAUAGACCUUCCAAAAAGCCUGAUCCACGUCCUGCGCCUCGCCAAUCCAGGGGAAGAGGAGGCAGGAAUUGUGGCAGAGGACAUGGUUGUGGUGGCAUGUGCUGGUUGGGUGGAGAUUAAAGGGGGGCAGGAUGAGUCGGAGAUCACGAUAGACACCGAUCUCCUAAUAACGAUGAUCGAGGCUUGUUCUGCUCUGGGGGAUUCGUCUGACCCACACCACGCCAAGCUACAAUAUUCACAGGCUCUUUGGAUUGAGAUUUAUUGUGCCAUCUGCAACAACUGGGAGGACCUGUCAUCUACUGAAAGAUGGACAGUAGGCAAGCAGAUUAGAAAUCGGUGGGCAUCCAUCAGGGACCAGCACAUGCGGGACAUAAGGGAGGAAGAAGAGAGGCCCAGUGGAUCCGGGGCCUCCAGUAAAACCCCAUACUACAACCGGCAACUCCAUGGAUUUCUUCAAAAGUGUCACGAGAUGCAGAAGACACAUUCCAGUGUUAGACAAAAAAGGGCUCAGACCCUCCAACAGGCACCCCCCCCCUAUCUGCCCAGCCCCCUGACACUGCUGAUCAGGGGCAAGAACCUUCUCCUCUACCAGCUUUCUCAUAGUCCCGACCAAGUUGCCAGAGGAUCGAAAUAUCCUUUGGAGAUUUGGUCCGGCCAGUGAGGACUGGUAGGAGAAAGCAUGGGAUCCUUAAAGAUCUCAUAAAGCUCACAAAGGAGAGCUUUAUGAGAUUGGAUGAUAAAGUGGAAGUCUUGAGGGAAGAGCUUUGUAAGUUACAGCAGGUGGGGGCAGGGCUGUCUACUGGUCCCCUUUCAGACUCUCUAUCUCCGGAGCCUGGCUCCCAUGCUGGAGAAACUGUCCCUUGAAAAGCAGUGUCAGGAGUUGUUUGAGCUUCUGAGUUGACUCUGCUUGCUUCAGGAAGUCCCAUCUCACAAGAGGAGAUCCUCCUCCCCAUGGCAGAGUUCUUAAACACACGGAAGUUGUUGGUCCUACCAUAUGACCCGAUGUCCACAGCAAUGAAUUUGUACUGCGCAUCCGCAAUGGCCAUAAGUAUGGUGCAGAAGAACCUCUUGUAAUUAUAGUACUUUGACCCAGUGUACGCCAGCUUCUGGAUCCUGAUGUAUUUCCCGUCGACUGCUCCAACACAGUUUGGAAACUGUGUGACUUCCUGGAACUUCUCUGCAAUGCCACACCAAUGUUCUGCUGAAGGAUGCGGAAGAAAGUCUGCUAGAAGGCAAUCCCACAUGGCCUAACAGGUGGUCCAGACAAUCCCAGAGAUGGUGGAAAUUCCCAGGUGAAACUGGAAGAGGAGCAAUUAUAAACUCUCACCGGAUUCCAGGAACCUGAAAUUAACAGUUAAAAAAAAGAGUUUUACUAUUUUACAAAACACAUUGGAUAAACACUGCAAAAAAAAAAAAAAAAAGGAUUUUGAUUACAUACGUGAGGGUUACGAUGAGGCGUUCCUCUGGCGAGAUGCUCCUCCUGAGGUGGGUGUCUUGGCAACAGAAACUUUCACUGAUGCAUUGGAGAAGGUCAUAAACAUUGCUACAGACAUCUUUAGGUAGCUUGUGAACUUCUCUGGGUGCUGGCGCAGCUCCACAUACAAAGUACUAUGCACCCCAUGGGUCAUCCAUGCUGCAGUGAUGGGAUGGAUCCAAUAUCUUCGGUGACGUCUCUCAUCAUCUUCAGAUCUUCUCCUUCUUCUUUGGGCAUGCCACAGCAGAACAUCAAAACUGUAGGAAAGGUGGGUGGGAAACAUUUUGAAAUUCGCAAUGGUAAAGUCUGACAGUACUCUCCCUCUCAAUGCUGAAAUUCAGACUGGUGUCAGAUCAUUGUGGCACCCUUUAAUACCCUUCCCUAGGAGUAGGAGGCGGAGCUUCAGGUGCUGCAAGGUGUGACAGGUAGGAGAGGUAAAAAAAAAGGGUUAAAAACAGACAUUAUAAAAAUUCAUAACGGAUGUAAUAACGAGUGAUAAUGGGUAAAAACGGGCCAAUAUUUAACCCCUUAAGGACUGAACGUUUUUCCAUUUUUGCACUUUCGUUUUUUCCUCCUUACCUUGUAAAAAUCAUAACCCUUUCAAUUUUGCACCUAAAAAUCCAUAUGAUGGCUUAUUUUUUGCACCACCAAUUCUACUUUGUAAUGACAUCAGUCAUUUUAUACUAAAAUCUACGGCGAAACAGAAAACAAAAAUCACUGUGCGACAAAAAGGAAGAAAAAAACCCAUUUUGUAAAUUUUGGGGGCUUCUGUUUCAACGCAGUACAUUUUACAUUAAAAAUGACACCUUAUC
Hyla sarda is the source of this 3133-nucleotide messenger RNA. RefSeq lists its product as uncharacterized. The transcript has 9 exons. The coding region runs from base 798 to 1508 and encodes 236 amino acids. Lineage: Eukaryota; Metazoa; Chordata; Amphibia; Anura; Hylidae. The record is from RefSeq and is a predicted model, not a curated record.